Plenodomus lingam JN3 is the source of this 1590-nucleotide messenger RNA. The record is from RefSeq and is a predicted model, not a curated record. NCBI's taxonomy places the organism in Eukaryota, Fungi, Ascomycota, Dothideomycetes, Pleosporales, Leptosphaeriaceae.
AUGGUCGAUUGCUUAGGUUGGUUCAUUCAGGCCGAGUUAUCUAAUCCACACCCUUUCGCUGCCCGCACUUACGACAUACCGCCUACCACUCGAUUGUUUCUAUUCCUCCUCUUCCGUUAUUCAGACGUGGGCCAUUGCUCCCUGGCAGAGGGAAUAUCGGUUAUGGCGCCCAAUCGGGUGAUUAUUGAUACUGAUCCUGGUGUGGAUGAUGUUCUUGCCAUGUUGCUUGCGUUUUCGGCGCGGGCGGAGGAGUUGGAGGUUUUGAUGGUGGGGAUUACGUUUGGGAAUGUGGAGGUGCAGAAUUGUCUGCGUAAUGUUGUUACGCUGUUCCAUUAUAUCGAGAAGGAGAGGGCGUGGAGGAGGGAGAAUGGGAGACCGCAGGGGUUCGAGACGCUGGAUGGGAGGAAACCUAUUGUUGCUGUGGGUGCUGAGGAGCCACUCGCGGAACAUAUGAUGGUUGCGGACUUCUUUCAUGGAGUUGAUGGGUUGGGCGGCAUACAUCAUAGUCACCCCCAUCUCUCGCCCGCGGAAACAUGGAGAACCCUGUUCAAGCCUACUCCAGAAAAUCUCUCUGCUGAAGAAGCGGCGGCUCUCCAGAAGGUCAAGGAGCAGCACUCCCUCUUCAUACCGUCUUUGAAACCAGCUCCUGAGCAGAUGCUGGAUAUUCUGCGCGAAAACGAACCAGAUACAAUCACCAUUGUUGCCGUAGGUCCACUGACCAACCUGGCUAUAGCUGCAGCAAAGGACCCCGAGACGUUCCUCCGUGCCAAAGAAGUCGUUGUAAUGGGCGGAGCUAUCGAGGCACCUGGAAACCCCCCGCCCCUCCAUCUCAUUUACUCACCCUCCACCCUAUCCAUACCCGCACCACCAUUCUCUCUCAUCAAACAAACCGACAACCCACUCCGCAGACUGCUAAACUUCCGCAACCAGAUGACUCCUGGCGCCGAAUUCAACACCUACGCCGAUAGCAUAGCCAGCGCCCGAAUCUUCGCCCUCACCUCUCAGAACCCCCACCUAACCAUGCCUCCCACUCUUCCCCACCAGAAGAAACAACAACUGCCCCCCUACCCCAAAACGCUUUCCCGCCGCCUCACCCUCAAGCUCUUCCCCCUCGACAUUACCGAGCGCCACGUGCUCCCCAAAACCAUGUUUGAAACCUACAUGCAGCGCGAGCACAUCAAAGCCUCUCCACUAGCAUCAUGGGCCUCGCUCUUCCUCACCGCCACCUUUGCCAAAAACGCAACUCUCAACCCGCAACAAGACCCGGCGACUGCGGGCCUCCAGCUCCACGACCCAUUGACGAUAUGGUAUGCGCUGUCUGCGUCCCACCCGGCCUGGACAUUUCAAACAGAAGACGUGCGCGUGGAAACGAGUGGACAGUGGACGAGGGGCUGUUGUGUUGUUGAUCGGAGGGGGAGGCCGGUGAGGGCGGGUACGAGUCCGUUGGAGGAGGAGGUUGUGGGGGAUGCAGGGGGUUGGCGCGAUAGUAGGAAGGGAAACAACGUGGGUUGGUGUAGGGAGAGUUUGGGUAUUGAUCGGUUCGCGGGGGUUUUGUUGGGGAGGGUGUUUGGCGAUGGGGAGGAGGUUUGA